AUGGCCAGGCUCCCAGCCCCAGGCUCUGUGAUUGUCCUUGAUUGGCAUGAGAGCACAGAGGGCAAAGAGCAUCUGUCAUCCAUCCUUCGGAAGAACAGACGAAGGGUGUUUGGACUGCUAGAGAGGCCAGUUUUGCCACCCCAGGUGGCUGCUGACACUGCAAGCUACAAGAUUUUUGUUUCUGGGAAGAGUGGGGUGGGGAAGACAGCCCUUGUGGCCAAGUUGGCGGGCCUGGAGGUUCCUGUGGUACACCAUGAAACAGUAGGUAUCCAGACGACAGUAGUGUACUGGCCCGCCAAACUGCAGGCCAGCGAACGAGUGGUCAUCUUCCGCUUUGAGUUCUGGGAUUGUGGAGAAGCAGCACUCAAGAAAUUUGAUCACAUUUUGCCUGCCUGCAAGGAGAAAACGGAUGCCUUCCUUUUCCUCUUCUCUUUCACUGACCGGGCCUCCUUCGAAGACCUCCCGGCUCAGCUCUCCCGGAUUGCCGGAGAUGCCCCCAACGCUGUCAGGAUGGUGAUCGGCUCCAAGUUUGACCAGUACAUGCACACGGACGUUCCGGAGCGGGACCUCACGGCUUUCCGGCAGGCCUGGGAGCUGCCCCUGCUGCGGGUGAAGAGCGUGCCCGGGCGCCGGCUGGCCGAUGGGCGCACCCUGGACGGGAGGGCCGGUCUGCUGGAUGUGGCACACGUCCUCAAUAGCCUGGGGGAGCACUUGUGGCACCAGGACCAGGUGGCGGCCGGGCUCGUCCCAGGUCCCCAGGAGAAGCCCCCGGACGGCAGCGGGUCGAGUUCCGGAGGAGGCGUCUGACAGGACGGGUUCUUGGGAGCAGGACUGAGCAGGGAGAAGCGGAUGUGCUUGGGAUCGAGGCGUGGACAGGAAAAUACUUUGUAUUGGUUCUAAGGCAGAAGAGUGGUCAGGGCUGGCAAUGAGAGUUA
This is a messenger RNA of Gracilinanus agilis (Agile Gracile Mouse Opossum), 935 nucleotides long. RefSeq names its product ciliogenesis and planar polarity effector 2 (gene CPLANE2). NCBI's taxonomy places the organism in Eukaryota, Metazoa, Chordata, Mammalia, Didelphimorphia, Didelphidae. Gene Ontology annotation, molecular function: GTPase activity; GTP binding. Bases 1 to 807 code for a protein of 268 amino acids. The transcript has 5 exons. The record is from RefSeq and is a predicted model, not a curated record.